UUGAUAUUGGCCAAAAAUUGUAGAAAACAAAAAAAUUAACUGCGUAGUUGAGUGGCAAUAAAGUGCGUUCAAACCAUAAAGAUACAUCGUGAAUAAAGCACCAGCGCUUAAACGUCAGCUAGCUAAAAGCUAAUAGGCAAGAAAUAGCAACAAAUAACAAAUAUCGAUAUGGCCAGCAGAAAGAAAUCAUUGCUGAAAGUCAUCAUACUUGGCGACAGCAGCGUUGGUAAAACGUCGCUUAUGAAUCAAUAUGUAAACAAACGCUUCUCCAAUCAGUAUAAGGCAACGAUCGGAGCGGACUUUUGCACGAAAGAGGUUGUUGUCAACGAUCGCGUUGUCACAAUGCAGAUUUGGGACACGGCUGGCCAGGAGCGCUUCCAAUCACUUGGUGUGGCCUUCUACCGGGGCGCCGAUUGCUGCGUGCUCGUCUACGAUGUGACGGCGCCAAACUCAUUCAAGAAUUUAGACUCGUGGCGCGACGAAUUCUUAAUACAGGCCAGUCCGCGGGAUCCUGAGCAUUUCCCUUUUGUCGUGCUGGGCAAUAAAGUGGAUUUAGAUAAUCGUCAAGUAUCCACGCGCCGUGCGCAGCAAUGGUGCCAAUCGAAAAACGAUAUACCCUAUUAUGAGACGUCAGCAAAGGAGGGCAUUAACGUUGAAAUGGCGUUUCAGACCAUCGCAAAGAAUGCACUGGAACAGGAAACGGAGGCUGAACUCAUAAACGAUUUCCCCGAUCAAAUACGCUUGAACUCUGAAAAUAAUCGUCCAGGCAACGCUGACAAUUGUCAAUGCUAAUGUAAUAUUAUAUUUUUACGGGCAGGAGCUGCGGCAACAGAAUACAACGCAAAGUGCAUAAUUACACAAUCUAUAUUAUAAAUAAAAACAUAAAAAAUACAUAACAGCAUAUGAGUAUAAAAAGCAAAUAUGAUGUACGACAGCAAGGUUAUAAGUUUAAGUAAAACAAUUUCAAUAACUGCAUAGAUAUAAUAAGAUAGGAUGCUAAAUUCUGUUCUAUCAAUCCAUUAAAUACUUUUACAUAUUGUG
Messenger RNA from Drosophila novamexicana, 1041 nucleotides. RefSeq names its product ras-related protein Rab-7a-like. Lineage: Eukaryota; Metazoa; Arthropoda; Insecta; Diptera; Drosophilidae. The transcript is spliced from 5 exons. The record is from RefSeq and is a predicted model, not a curated record. Gene Ontology annotation, molecular function: GTPase activity; GTP binding. Gene Ontology annotation, biological process: endosome to lysosome transport; phagosome-lysosome fusion. Gene Ontology annotation, cellular component: phagocytic vesicle; lysosome; late endosome. Bases 169 to 792 code for a protein of 207 amino acids.